GAGGCAGUUUCUGUUUCUUACUUCUCUAAUUACCUGUAACCACUUUCCUUUUACAUCCACAUUUAUCAAUCCAUUUAUUCUUUAUUCUUUUUUUUUCUUUAUACUCUAUUGCCAGUGGCUAUAGAAAUUGGAUAAAGAAGGUUAAUAAUAGAGGUGGGGUGAGAAUAUCGUCUGUUACGUCAUUAUCGAAUAGGUUCAGACGUCAAACAGGGUGACAAAAAAACGUAUAAAAAGAGAGGAAAAAGUAAUUGGAAAUCAGUCGAGUGAGCAUCUCCGACACGACAACAGCAGUAAAGCAAUUUGCACUUUCUACAUUCUUCGUCGUAAACUGAACAUCAGUUUGCAAUCAUGGCUUAUUACGGCGUGUCGCUGCUUUUGGCUGUUGUCUCGUUGAUGGCCGGAUCGGCCAUGGGUGUACCGAUGGCUUCCGGGUACGGUUACACAACUACGGCGUCCUACUACACAACAACGUACGCUUCUCCCAGUUACACAACUAAAGCACCCGAGUACUACACCGAAGCACCCAAGUAUUACACAACCAAGGCUCCUGAGUACUACACUACCACGUAUGCAGCUCCAUCGUAUUACACCGAGGCACCAAAGUACUACACCACAAAGGCUCCUGAGUACUACACUACCACGUAUGCAGCUCCAAGCUACUACACCGAGGCGCCCAAGUACUACACCACAAAGGCUCCUGAGUACUACACUACCACGUAUGCAGCUCCAAGCUACUACACCACAACGGCUCCUGAGUACUACACCACCGCGUAUGCAGCUCCAAGUUACUACACCGAGGCGCCCAAGUACUACACCACAAAGGCUCCUGAGUAUUACACCACCACUUAUGCAGCUCCGAGCUACUACACCGAGGCGCCCAAGUACUACACCACAAAGGCUCCUGAGUAUUACACUACCACGUAUGCAGCUCCAAGCUACUACACCACAAAGGCUCCUGAGUACUACACCACCACGUAUGCAGCUCCAAGUUACUACACCGAGGCGCCCAAGUACUACACCACCAAGGCUCCGGAGUAUUACACCACCACUUAUGCAGCUCCGACCUACUACACCGAGGCUCCCAAGUAUUACACCACUACUUAUGCUGCCCCCACCUACUACACUGAAGCCCCGGUUUAUUACACCACUACUUAUGCUACCCCCAGCUACUACACAGAAGCCCCGAAAUACUACUCUGCUCCAAGCUACACAACCACAGUUGCCCCGUACUACACCACAACUGAAGCAGCCAAGUACUAUGUAGCCCCAACUUACUACACUGCUGCUGCUCCAUCUUAUUAUGCUGAGCCAACUUACUACACCGAAGCUCCAGUUUAUUACACUACAACUUACGCUACUCCAAGCUACUACACCACCAAGGCACCUGAAUACUACACCGAGAAGGCCGAAUAUUACACAACAACGUACGCUGCCCCGACUUACUACACUGAGGCUCCAAAAUAUUACUCAGCUCCGAGUUACUACACCGAGGCUCCGGUUUACUACACAACAACUUACGCCGCUCCAACCUAUUACACUGAGGCUCCCAAGUACUACUCAGCUCCAAGCUACUACCAGACUGAGGCUCCUCAAUACUACACCACUAAGGCACCAGAAUACUACACAACAACCUAUGCCGCUCCGACCUACUACACUGAGGUUCCGAAGUAUUACUCUGCCCCGGCUUAUUACACUGAGGCUCCAACUUACUACACCACCAAAGCCCCCGAGUAUUACACUACCACGUAUGCUGCCCCAACUUACUACACCGAGGCUCCCAAAUAUUACUCUGCCCCGAGUUACUACACUGAACCAGCAAAGUACUACACCACCAAGGCGCCUGAAUACUACACCACAACCUACGCUGCCCCAGCUUACUACACUGAAGCUCCAAAAUAUUAUUAGCGCUAUUUAAAAAAUGUAUAGUCUUUAUUAAAGUUAAUUGAAUUUUUUUACGGCAUAUCUCUGUUCCAUAUCUUCUAUAGUCAAUUGGUUUGGAAUGUGGUGUCUUAAUGAGAUAAUCAAUAAAAAUAUUUAUGUGGUUAAAAA
This is a messenger RNA of Daphnia pulex (common water flea), 2049 nucleotides long. RefSeq names its product extensin-2-like. The transcript is spliced from 2 exons. The record is from RefSeq and is a predicted model, not a curated record. The coding region runs from base 349 to 1905 and encodes 518 amino acids. Lineage: Eukaryota; Metazoa; Arthropoda; Branchiopoda; Diplostraca; Daphniidae.